CGGGGCUCUGUUGCCUGAGUAACUGGGCGUCGGUGUCGUUGUCGGUCCUCCGGUCGGCGUGAGACCUAUUUCCGUGGGCAGAGCACCUGAGACUAUGAAUCACAGCGAAAGAUUCGUCUUCAUUACAGAGUGGUAUGACCCAAACGCUUCGCUUUUCCGACGUUAUGAGCUCUUGUAUUACCCGGGGGAUGGAUCUGUUGAAAUGCAUGAUGUGAAGAAUCAUCGCACCUUUUUAAAGCGGACCAAAUAUGAGGAUCUCCACUUGGAAGAUUUAUUCAUAGGCAACAAAGUGAACAUCUUCUCUCGACAACUGGUGCUAAUUGACUAUGGGGAUCAGUACACAGCUCGCCAGCUGGGCAGCAGGAAAGAAAGAACAUUAGCCCUGAUUAAACCAGAUGCAAUUUCAAAAGCUGGGGAAAUAAUUGAAAUAAUAAACAAAGCUGGAUUUACUAUCACAAAACUCAAAAUGAUGCUGCUUUCAAGGAAAGAAGCAACAGAUUUUCAUGUAGACCAUCAGUCAAGGCCCUUUUUAAAUGAGCUGAUCCAGUUCAUUACAAGUGGCCCUAUCAUUGCCAUGGAGAUUCUAAGAGACGAUGCUGUAUGCGAAUGGAAGAGACUUCUCGGACCAGCCAACUCGGGGGUGGCACGGACGGCCGCGCCCGGAAGCAUCCGAGCGCUCUUCGGCACCGACGGCCUGAGAAACGCGGCUCACGGCCCUGACUCCGUUGCUUGCGCAGCCAGAGAAAUGGAGUUGUUUUUUCCUUCGAGUGGAGUCUGUGGGCCAGCGAACACCGCUCAAUUUACCAACUGUACCUGUUGCAUCAUUAAGCCGCAUGCCAUCAGUGAAGGGCUGCUGGGGAAGAUCCUGGUGGCCAUCCGGGACGCAGGCUUUGAAAUCUCAGCUAUGCAGAUGUUCAACAUGGACCGAGUCAACGUUGAAGAGUUCUAUGAAGUUUAUAAAGGAGUAGUGUCUGAGUAUAACGAGAUGGUGACAGAAAUGUAUUCUGGCCCCUGCGUAGCGAUGGAGAUUCAACAAACGAACCCUGCAAAGACAUUUCGAGAGUUCUGUGGACCUGCUGAUCCUGAAAUCGCGCGGCACCUACGUCCCGGGACGCUCAGAGCCAGCUUCGGGAAAACAAAGAUCCAGAACGCCGUUCACUGCACCGAUCUCCCCGAGGACGGGCUGCUGGAGGUUCAGUAUUUCUUCAAGAUCCUGGACAACUAGCAGCGCGGACACUCAGGAGUCACGGGCUGAGGCGUUCACACAAGAGCGAA
Molecule: messenger RNA, 1275 nt
Organism: Pteronotus mesoamericanus
Lineage: Eukaryota; Metazoa; Chordata; Mammalia; Chiroptera; Mormoopidae
Gene: NME7
Product: NME/NM23 family member 7
Exons: 12
Coding region: 95-1225 (376 amino acids)
Biological process (GO): UTP biosynthetic process; CTP biosynthetic process; GTP biosynthetic process
Cellular component (GO): centrosome
Molecular function (GO): ATP binding; nucleoside diphosphate kinase activity
Source: RefSeq, a predicted model, not a curated record